UCAACUCUCUCUCUCUCUCUCUCCAAUUUUCAAGACACGAGCGCGUUCGUGCCGUCUCUCCAAAGUUUUUAGCACUCCAAGCAACAACGCCUCUCUCUCUCUCUCAUUCAUUUUAUUUUGUGAGGGAGUGAUCUGAGGCUGGUUUUUAUAUACCCGGCUGAUUUUUCAGAUACUAAAGCGCGUCCUAUGCGUAUAUGAGCUUCACUCUGCAAUUUUAGGGUUUUUUGGACCGUGAUCUACUCCUCUCUCUUUCGGACUUCUCUCUAAUCAAUUGCAGAGGCUCAGAAUCAACCAUGCCUCUCAGACUCGAAAUCAAGAAAAAACUUGCCCAAAGGUCUGAAAGGGUAAAAUCUGUUGAUCUGCAUCCGACAGAACCAUGGAUUCUUGCGAGUCUCUAUUCUGGAAGCGUGUGCAUCUGGAACUACCAGUCUCAGACAAUGGCAAAGUCAUUCGAGGUUACAGAAUUACCAGUGCGAUCGGCAAAAUUCAUAGCUCGCAAACAGUGGAUCGUUGCUGGAGCUGAUGACAUGAUUAUUCGUGUGUACAACUAUAACACUAUGGAUAAGGUUAAAGUGUUUGAAGCACACACAGACUACAUCAGGUGUGUCGCUGUCCACCCAACACUACCGUAUGUGUUAUCAUCAUCAGAUGAUAUGCUUAUCAAGCUUUGGGACUGGGAAAAGGGUUGGAUAUGUACUCAGAUCUUUGAAGGGCAUUCACAUUAUGUGAUGCAAGUCACCUUUAACCCAAAAGAUACAAAUACUUUUGCAAGUGCUUCACUGGAUCGUAGUAUAAAGAUAUGGAAUCUGGGUUCGCCAGAUCCAAAUUUCACAUUGGAUGCACACUUGAAAGGGGUAAAUUGUGUCGAUUACUUCACAGGAGGUGAUAGGCCAUACCUAAUCACAGGAUCUGAUGAUCAUACUGCUAAGGUGUGGGACUAUCAAACGAAAAGUUGUGUUCAGACUCUGGAGGGACAUACACACAAUGUCUCUGCUGUUUGUUUUCAUCCUGAGCUUCCCAUAAUCAUUACAGGCUCUGAGGAUGGGACUGUCCGCAUUUGGCAUUCAACCACUUACAGGCUCGAGAACACAUUGAAUUAUGGUCUAGAAAGAGUCUGGGCAGUUGGAUAUUUGAAAGGUUCCAAUAGAGUCGUCAUUGGAUAUGAUGAAGGCACCAUUAUGAUAAAAAUUGGGAGAGAAGAGCCAGUUGCUAGCAUGGAUAGCAGUGGCAAAGUCAUUUGGGCAAAGCAUAAUGAAAUCCAAACUGUGAAUAUUAAGUCUGUGCCAGCUGAUUUUGAGGUUACGGAUGGUGAAAGACUACCUCUUGCUGUGAAGGAGUUGGGAAGCUGUGAUCUCUAUCCUCAAAGUUUGAAGCACAACCCUAAUGGGAGGUUUGUUGUUGUCUGCGGGGAUGGAGAGUACAUCAUUUAUACAGCUCUAGCAUGGAGAAACAGAUCUUUUGGAUCUGCCUUGGAAUUUGCAUGGUCUUCAGAUGGAGAAUGUGCGGUUAGAGAAAGCACUUCAAGAGUAAAGAUCUUCAGCAAGAACUUCCAGGAGAAGAAAAGUAUAAGACCUGCAUUUUCUGCUGAGCGUAUUUUUGGUGGAACCUUGCUGUCUAUGUGUUCGAAUGAUUUCAUCUGCUUUUAUGAUUGGGCUGAAUGUAGGCUGAUCAGACGUAUUGAUGUUAAUGUAAAGAAUGUCUAUUGGGCUGAUAGUGGUGAUCUUGUUUGCAUUGCAAGUGAUAUUUCAUUCUACAUCCUGAAGUACAAUAGGGAUGCUGUUUCAUCACAUUUAGAUAGUGGACGACCAGUUGAUGAGCAGGGUGUUCAGGAUGCGUUUGAACUUCUUCAUGAAACAAAUGAGCGGGUCAGGACUGGGAUUUGGGUCGGAGAUUGUUUUAUCUAUAAUAAUUCAUCUUGGCGGUUGAAUUACUGUGUUGGUGGUGAGGUAACUACAAUGUUUCACUUGGACCGGCCCAUGUACUUAUUAGGUUAUCUUGCAAGUCAGAGCAGGGUGUAUCUUAUUGACAAAGAAUUCAAUGUUAUGGGCUACACUUUGCUUCUGAGUCUUAUUGAAUAUAAGACGCUUGUCAUACGUGGAGACCUGGAACGGGCAAAUGAGGUCCUGCCUUCGAUUCCCAAGGAACAUCUCAACAGUGUGGCCCGCUUCUUGGAAACCCGAGGCAUGCUGGAAGAUGCUUUGGAAGUAGCCACUGAUCCUAAUUACAGAUUUGAUUUAGCAGUACAGCUUGGGAGGCUAGAGGUUGCAAAGGCUAUUGCUAUAGAGGUACAGAGUGAAUCAAAGUGGAAACAGUUGGGAGAACUGGCUAUGUCUACUGGAAAGUUAGAAAUGGCAGAGGAAUGUCUAUCUCAUGCAAUGGACUUCAGUGGUUUGUUGCUUCUCUAUUCUGCUCUGGGGGAUGCUGAAGGAAUGUCGAAACUUGCUUCACUUGCUAAAGAGCAAGGGAAGAACAACGUUGCCUUCCUUUGUCUAUUCAUGCUCGGUAAAUUAGAAGACUGCCUUCAAUUGUUGGUGGACAGGUUAGACCUCUCUCUCUCUCUCUCUCUCUGUUUGAAGGUGAACCAGAAAGCCGCUGAAUCUUUGGCAGAUCCAGAGGAGUACCCCAAUUUGUUUGAGGACUGGCAGGUUGCUCUGGCUGUUGAAUCCAGUGUAGCUCAAAAAAGGGAAACUUACCUUCUGGCAGAAGAAUAUUUGAGGUAUGCAGAAAGGAGAAGUUUCAAUCUCGUGGAAGAAUUUAAAAACAUGCACAUUGAAGGUGAAGGAGAAGAAGUAGAAGAAAUGCCUCUUGAAAAUGGGACUUUGGCUCAUGAGGAGGAAGAAGGUGUCGAUGGAGAAGUCGAAGACACGAAAGAUGCAGAUGCUGAUGAUUCGACAGAUGGGGCAGUCAUAGUUAAUGGGAGCGAGGCUGACGAAGAGUGGGGUAUGAAUAACGAAGGAACUGUUCCAUCAUCAGCCUAAGCUCCCAAUUCAUUGGUUGGCACUGUAAAAUCCAAAUUUUGUCUCCGUGUUAGAGCCACAUCACUGAGGUUGAUUCCAGCAGCUGUUCGUGCAAUUCAGAGAGGAUAUUCAGUAUGUUACGGAGGCGGUGAUUAUUUUCGAGUCACUCUCCCUGUAGCCCGCCGCAUAGAUUUUGUUGGGAUCUUAAUCUUCAUUUUCUGCUAUUUUUUGACAUGGAAUUAUUAGAUGUUCUACUCGUGUGAUCUGUAGGCACUUAGAGAUGACCGGCUCGGCCGGAGGUAAAUUGGUGCUCGUUGAAGGAAAAAGGAAAUUGUUUGGCUGUUUUCAGUUACUAUUUGUAUUUUUGUUAAAUUCAGAAAAUGUGGAAAAAAGGGACCCAUCCGCAUGUUGUACGAAGAGGAGCUUGGAGGGCAUUUGGGGAAAUUAGUUGGGGCCUCAGAGGUAAUACCCAUGCCCUUGUUAACACAAAUCAUUUUUACAUAGACGGGUUUUUUGUGCUUUGGAGGAUGGGACUUUCUGAAGGGCAAUUAUGUCAUGAAAGUUAAUCAUAGAACCUCUCGAGGAAUAAUCACAAGGGUCAUUUCGUUGACUAA
Molecule: messenger RNA, 3571 nt
Organism: Amborella trichopoda
Lineage: Eukaryota; Viridiplantae; Streptophyta; Magnoliopsida; Amborellales; Amborellaceae
Source: RefSeq, a predicted model, not a curated record